AUGUUGCUUCCUGACCUCAGGGGAGCAGAAGAGUUUGAGAGACACCUGAAAGGGAUUGAGCGCGAGACGAGGAUCAGAGUGAGAGAUGGUGCGGUAGGGAGCGGGAAGAUGGCAGGGGAGGCGGAGGCGGGUGAGCGUUGGUUCGUGUUCGCCUUGAACAAGAACUUCACAGACCUGCAACGUCUCUUCAGAGUCGCUACGGUCAUGUGCGAGGACGCAGACGUGUGCAAGGGAUCGCUCGACGAGCGGAGGUUCAGGGUCCACCCGAGAAGCUUCGUAACAGGCGGUAACGGCACGCUGAAAGAGCUUGAGAUCGACUUGCAGGACUUGUUCAUGACUGGGCCGAGGAGGUUCUUCAUAGACUCUGCCAGCGACUUAGACACUAUGUUUCUCCUCAAGCUCAUCAGGAAGAAUGGCCCUGGCGACCUGCUGGUCCUGCUGCGCCGCUGCAACGCUAUGCUCGAGAGCAUCUCCGACAACAUGGGCAUGAAGAAGGUGUUUGGAAGGCAGCUGGAGCAGCUGCUGAGGGGAUGGGGGUUCAACUUCGACCACCAGCAAAGUUGUGUUCUUUCGAACGAGUUUGCGGGUGCCCGAGGUAGACAAGAGGCUCUCCCCUUCAGGCUGCCCCCAGCUCAUACCCAGCAGAGCCUCGAGCAGAUCCGGGUCACGUGGAACGAGCUGCAGAGAGGCGGGGCGGGGCACAAGAAGUUGCUUAUCUUCGGCCUCGGACAUGACUCGGAUUGGUGGGCGUCGGUUAACCCAGGAGGAGAGACAGUCUUUGUGGAGGACAACAAGGACUGGAUCAAGCACGUGCUUCAGUCAGCCCCCAACCUCGAUGUAGUCCAGGUCACUUACAGCACAGUCCUCGGGAGGGACCUGAACAAGUUCAGAGAUCGCGACAAGUGGGGAGAGCUGGCGAUGAAUCUUCCUCCUCGCAUCCUCCAGCACAAGUGGGACGUCGUGCUGGUCGAUGCUCCCAUGGGCUUCGCUCCGGAGAACCCGGGGAGGAUGCAGUCGAUCUACAUGGCGACGAAGCUCGUGAGGAAGGGAGGGCUGGUGGUGGUGGAUGACUGCGAGAGGCCGGCAGAAGAGCUGUACAUGCGGCUGAUGUUGGGGGAGGGGAACAUGUUUCACACGGUGGGGAGGAGGGGGAAAGUGAUGAAGGACGGCACGUUGAUAGCGGGGAACAAGCAAUGCUACUUCCGGAUGUGA
Messenger RNA from Guillardia theta CCMP2712, 1212 nucleotides. RefSeq lists its product as hypothetical. Bases 1 to 1212 code for a protein of 403 amino acids. Gene Ontology annotation, biological process: xylan biosynthetic process. Lineage: Eukaryota; Cryptophyceae; Pyrenomonadales; Geminigeraceae. The transcript is spliced from 2 exons. The record is from RefSeq and is a predicted model, not a curated record.